Molecule: messenger RNA, 1807 nt
Organism: Zonotrichia leucophrys gambelii
Lineage: Eukaryota; Metazoa; Chordata; Aves; Passeriformes; Passerellidae
Gene: PIP4K2C
Product: phosphatidylinositol-5-phosphate 4-kinase type 2 gamma
Exons: 10
Coding region: 15-1250 (411 amino acids)
Biological process (GO): phosphatidylinositol phosphate biosynthetic process
Cellular component (GO): plasma membrane
Molecular function (GO): 1-phosphatidylinositol-4-phosphate 5-kinase activity; 1-phosphatidylinositol-5-phosphate 4-kinase activity
Source: RefSeq, a predicted model, not a curated record
CGGCAGCGGCGGCCAUGGCGGCGGCGGCGGCGGGUCCGUGUCCCGGCCCCGGCCCCGGGCCCGGCCCCGGCGCCGCCCGCACCAAGAAGAAGCAGAAGCGCUUCGUGCCGCAGCGGGUGAAGCUGCCGCGGGCCGCGGACCCGCUGCUGGCCGUGCUGGCCUGGGGGGUCACGCACCAGAUCAACGAGCUGAGCCAGGUGCCGCUGCCCGUGAUGCUGCUGCCCGAUGAUUUCAAAGCCAGCUCCAAAAUCAAGGUCAACAACCACCUGUUCAACAGGGAGAACCUGCCCAGCCACUUCAAGUUCAAGGAGUACUGCCCGCAGGUGUUCCGCAACCUGCGCGAGCGCUUCGGCGUCGACGACCAGGACUACCAGGUGUCCCUGGCGCGCAGCCCCCCGCGCUGGGCGGGCAGUGGGCACCGCCUGCUGCUCUCGGCCGACCGGACGCUGGUGCUGAAGGAGCUGUCGAGCGAGGACGUGGCCGACGUGCACGGGCUGCUGGCACACUACCACCAGUACGUGGUGCAGUGCCACGGGCAGACGCUGCUGCCGCGGUUCCUGGGCAUGUACCGGGUCAGCGUGGACAGCGAGGACACGUACCUGCUGGUCAUGAGGAACCUCUUCAGCCACCGCCUGCCCGUGCACAGGAAGUACGACCUCAAGGGCUCCCUGGUGGACCGAGAGGCCAGUGACAAGGAGAAGGGCAAGGAGCUGCCCACCCUGAAGGACGUGGAUUUCCUCAACAAGAACGAGAAGGUGUUCGUGGAGGAGGAGCAGCAGCGCGAGUUCAUGGACAAGCUCAAGAGGGACGUGGAGUUCCUGGUGCAGCAGAAGCUGAUGGACUACAGCCUGCUGCUGGGCAUCCACGAGGUGGAGCGGGGCGAGCAGGAGGAGGAGGAGGAGCUGGAGGAAGAGGAGCUCGGCGGGGGGGGCGAUGAGGGGGGGCUGGGGGGUCCCUAUGGCACCUCCCCGGAGGGGCUGGGGGGGCUCCUCAACUCCUACCGGCCCCUGGGCCCCGGAGAGUUCGACCCCGGCGUGGACGUGUACGCGCUGCGCGGGGCCGAGGGAGCCCCCCGGCGCGAGGUUUAUUUCAUGGGGCUCAUCGAUGUCCUCACCCAGUACGACGCCCGCAAGAAGGCGGCACACGCGGCCAAGACCGUCAAACACGGGGCCGGAGCCGAGAUCUCCACGGUGCACCCCGAGCAAUACGCCAAGCGCUUCCUCGACUUCAUCACCAACAUCUUCGCCUGAGGGGGGGCCCAGCGCCCCCCCCGUGGGACCAAACCCCCCCCCCCAAGGGGUGCUGCCCCCCCCCCCAACACCCCCACAGCCCCCCCCGCAGUGGGGCUCCACUGCUCAAGUGCCUUAACUUUAUCCAAAGGGGUCUGGGGGGGCUCGGCCCCAGCACGGGGGGGGUCUGGGGUGCCCCCCCAUCCUGCACAAGGGGCUCUGGGACCCUUCUGCUCCCUCCCCAAGCUGGGAGGGGUCAAACACUACUUGCCCCAUGGGGGAGGGAAAGGGGACCCCCACUCAUGAUUGGGGGUGCAGCCCCCACCCCUGUUCCAAAUGGGGCUGGGGGCCACUCCCUGCCCUUCUCCAUGUGGGACCUGUGGGGGCUGCAGCUCCCCCCACUUUACUGCAAUUCCCGGGGGGCAGGGGAGGACCCCGGCCCGGUGGGACCCCCGGGGGGGCGGGGCCUGCUGGGCUGACCCCCCUGUUCCCCAUUUGUGGGGGCCUGUGUGCCCCCCCACCCCAUUUAUGGGGCUCCUUCCCUCGCUCUGUUCUGAGAAAUAAAUUAUUGAACCGGC